This is a messenger RNA of Pimephales promelas (fathead minnow), 1904 nucleotides long. Lineage: Eukaryota; Metazoa; Chordata; Actinopteri; Cypriniformes; Leuciscidae. The record is from RefSeq and is a predicted model, not a curated record.
GUGUAACUUAUAUAAAACUAUUUAAAAAAUAUAUUUUCUGACAAACACGUUUGGUCAUCGCGUAGCUGUUACGUUACAAGCUAGUUUGUUUACUAAUUAACGUCAACGACCAUGACAAACUUGCUGUUGAACGCAUGUUUAAAUUACUUGUUUCAAAUUUUGAAAUGGCUAUAUGCGUGGGUUUUUUGUCGAUGUAAACGAGUUAACAUUAGCUAACCGUCUUUCCAUUCACCGUGUUUCUGAAAAUGAGUGUUUUGCCGUGAAAUUGAUGCAUCAAUGCAUUACAGGCAAUUGAAUUGUAACAGCCACAGUAUGUAACGUUAGGCUAUAUUAGUGGUGACCCACGAUGUGCGUGAUUUUCAUCUUAUAUAUUUUUGCAUUCUCAAUGAAUGGUGCUAGAUUAUAUUAUGCCUCAUGCUGUUGUUUUUGUGAUCUUCAGACGACUGUCCUGCAGCAAGCGGUUGAAGGUUACUCCUCCUCAAAUGGAUUUGCACAAAUAAAGGCAGUAAAUCAAGAGUAUGGUGUCCAGUGUAGUAAUUUCCACACAAAACAUUAUAUUGUGUUAAAUAAAUGUUAACUCUAAGAAGUGUUAAAUUAAACUGUUAACACUGUAAUAGGAUUAGUAUUUUAACUCCAUUUUAACUCUGAAAAAAGUGUUAAAAAUUCAACUCCAAGAGCAGAGUUAUUUUAACUCUGCCCUGGAGUCUAAUUGAUGGUCUCACAUGUACACUCAGAUUGAGUUGAUUUUAACUAACAGGGAGUUUAUUCCAAAAACCAGAAUUUGCUGUGCAAGAACUGACCCUGUCUUGUCAGAAGUUCUGACCAGGAUAUCUCAGGGCUGGAAAGGAAAGAUGACAGAUAAAUUCAAACCCUAUCUGAUUCGACGAAAUGAGUUGACAGUGCAGUCAGAUUGUUUACUGUGGGGUUAUCGUGUCAUCAUACCCCCGCCCCUGAGGCACCGUUUGUUGAAAGAACUUCACGCUGGUCAUUCGGGAAUAGUGAGAAUGAAAGAGAUGGCACGCAGCUACUUCUGGUGGCCUGGCUUGGAUGCAGAGAUCGAGGAGGAAGUAAAGGGUUGUUCAGAAUGUAAGGAACAUGCCCCAGCAGCUCCCUUACAUCCAUGGGAUUUUCCAGAGGUGCCAUGGCAAAGAAUUCACAUAGACUUCGCAGGACCUCUGGAGAACCACAUGUUUCUGGUACUUGUGGAUGCUCACAGCAAAUGGCCUGAGGUUGCGGUCAUGCAUAACACAUCUUCGGAGAAGACCAUUGAGGAGCUUAGAAAUGUUUUCAGUCGUUUUGGACUGCCACAACAGCUUGUAAGUGAUAAUGGGCCCCAGGGUUCUGCCAGGGAAUUGAGGCAGUCUACCCUCCUUCCCCAGAGUUAGAAAAGUUAAUAGAAUGUUCAUGAAAAUAAUAAUAAUAAGAGUAAUGUUCUUAAACUAAAGACAAAUGUAUGUAUGACAUCAAAAGCAUUUAUUUGUUGAGAUUGACUUCAAAAGUAAAAGGGGAGGAAUAAGUUGUGUAUUGUUUACUUAACGUUUCGGGUUUUGUCCUUACGGUGAUUCCGUAUUUGCCCUCCUCUGGAUAUUGUUCAUGCGCAGAACAACUGUGUCUUUUUGAGUUACGAGUCAGUAAAGGCUGCAAUGUGAAAUGCUCGUGUCAGUGUCAUCACUUUAAACAAGUCGUGCAUAAACAGCACUCCACGAUGUAACAGUCCCAUUACAGUAAAUUAACGCAUCAUCAUCCUUGUAUUGUAACUAUCCUUACAUUAAUAAUAAUAAUAAUUCAUCACAUUUAUAUAGAACUUUUCGGCGCUCGCUUUAAGGGGGAAACUCGUCAACCACCACCAAAAGGUGGUGAACUGCAAAUGCUUUAUUUUUUUUUGCAUCUUUGCGCGAUUAGAC